AUGGCUUUGGCGGGCAUAUGCAACCGGAUAGGGGAUAAUGUGCCUUUUUAUUUUUUUACAUUGCUUUUAUUUUGUGGCCUUUCGUUUGGACAGUUAAGAUAUUCCAUAACAGAAGAGCAAGAAAAUGGGGCACUGGUCGGUGAUCUGGCGCAUGACUUGGGGCUGGAUAUUCGAAAGCUCCCUAGCAGAAAGAUGAGGAUAACCUCUAGUAGCGGGAGGCGCUACGUGAUUGUCAACUCUAAAAACGGUAAACUGUUCGUCAAUGAGAGGAUUGACAGAGAGUCUCUGUGUGACACUAUGAACACCUGCCUGAUUAAUCUGGAGGUGACGUUUGAAAACCCCACAGAGGUGCACCAUAUUGAGGUAGAGGUCUUGGAUGCCAACGACAAUGCGCCACAGUUCCCCAAGGAUGAAUACCAAUUGGAAGUCAUAGAGUCUUCUUCACCAGGCUCGAGAUACCAAAUUGAACAUGCUCUGGACCCAGACAUUGGGUCCAACGCAGUCCGUAUGUAUCAGCUUAGCACAAACGACCAUUUUGCGCUGGUAUCCAACAAACCCUCUCUGAACACAAAGCACAUUGAGCUCGUGCUCAAAAAGCCUCUUGAUCGUGAAGAGACGCCUUAUCACCAAUUAAUUUUAAGUGCUGUGGAUGGUGGCACACCAGAGAAAACUGGUACUGCUAAAAUCAAUGUGCGAGUGCUGGACUCUAAUGAUAAUCCCCCCAAGUUUGAUAGCUCUGUGUACAAAGUAAAGCUGUUGGAAAACUCUCCCAAAGACACAUUGGUAAUCAAACUGAAUGCAACUGACCUGGAUGAGGGCACAAACUCAGAAGUGUAUUACUCUUUCAGCAGUUACACUCCAGAGAGAGUCCGGCAGAUGUUUAGCAUGGACACUCACACAGGAGAAAUACGAGUGAGAAGUAAUGUGGACUAUGAAGAGAACAACUCCUAUGAGAUGUACAUCCAGGCUAUGGACAAGGGCCCUGGGGCAGUGGCAGCCCACUGUAAAGUAGUGGUAGAGGUGGUGGACGUGAAUGACAAUGUCCCUCAGAUUGUGCUGUCCUCUCUGUCGAGCCCUGUGAGGGAAGACGCCCGUGCAGACACUGUUGUGGCUCUCAUUAGUGUAACAGACCGAGACUCUGGCGCUAAUAAACAGGUGAGCCUUGAGAUCCCAGCAGGCCUUCCUUUUAAGAUUAAGUCAUUCAGAAAUUACUACACUCUGGUUACCUCAGCCUUCCUGGACCGUGAGACCAAGGAUGCCUACAAUGUCACUCUGAGUGCCACGGAUGGAGGAACACCUCCCCUUUCCUCUCAGAAGACCAUACAGGUGGACGUGGCCGAUGUAAAUGACAACCCACCCAGGUUUGAGCAGACUUCUUACACUGUCUAUGUGACAGAGAAUAAUGCCGCUGGGGCCUCUCUGUGUACUGUUAAAGCUCAAGACGCCGACAUAAAGGAGAAUGCUCGCAUCACCUACACAGUGCUCAAUGACAACAAUCAUGGCAUCCCUGUCACCUCCUAUGUGUCUGUCAAGGCCGAUACAGGCGAGGCUUACGCCCUGCGAGGCUUUGAUUAUGAGUCACUGCGAGAGUUUCAUUUCCAGGUCAAAGCCCAAGAUGGGGGCAUUCCUCCACUCAGCCGCAUCGCCACUGUCUACAUCUACAUCAUGGAUCAGAAUGACCACGCACCACUAAUAGUUUCACCUGCAGGGAAUGGGACACGCUCCCAGGAGACGGUACAGAAGAAUGCAGAGCCUGGUGCCUUGGUGACCAAAGUGGUGGCUUACGACGCAGAUGCAGGUCCGAAUGCAUGGUUGGUGUAUGUGCUCCACACAGCCACAGACAUGGACCUGUUCAAAGUGCAUGAGCACACAGGGGAGAUCCGGACCACCAGGCGCAUCCUGGAAGACAACUCCACCUCAUUUGCUCUGACUGUUAUUGUUAAAGACCAUGGCCAGCCUCCUCUCACCUCCACCGCCACCAUCAAUGUGGCAGUCAUGGAAGUGCCCCCCAAAGUGGCCCCUGACCCCAAAAGGAUUAUUCGCCCACACAGCACGGUGCUCCUCUCCAAUGUCACCCUCUACCUGAUUGUGGCGCUAUGUGCCACCACCUUUGUUUUCCUGGUGACUGUUGUGGUUCUGGCCAUUGUCCGCUGUCACGCCUACUGUUCUCAGCCAGGGUCCUGCUCCACCUGCUGUGGCUCACAAAAGCCCCCUCCAGAUGGGGGCAGCAGCAGUGUGAGUGCAGGUGCCGCUGGUGCAACCGGUGGGCAACCCAAUAACAAUGUGGUGUUGAGAAGAGACCUAAAAGUUGAGCCUCACUACAUUGAAGUGCGAGGAAAUGGCUCGCUCACAAAGACUUACUGCUACAAGACUUGCCUGACUGCCACCUCCGGCAGUGACACAUUCAUGUUCUACAACACAGGACGUCCCAUUAGUGGCACCUGGGGAAGCGGUGCAGAGCGCUUCUUCACCAGUGGCAGUGGAUUUGUACGCAGACUGAGCAUGCCUGAUGCCUCACUGCAGCUCUGCCCUGAGCCAAAAGCACCCAAUGCUGACUGGCGAUAUUCUGCAUCUUUGAGAGCAGGGGUGCAGACUAGCUCAGUCCACAUGGAGGAGUCGGGAGCAGUGAUGCAGGGAGCCCAGGGGAUGCUGGUCCAGAACUGGCCCACUGUCUCCAGCGCUGCAGAUGGAGAAGGCGGUGGAGAGCUGUCUCCCCCAGUGGGCGCUGGAGUGAAUAGCAACAGCUGGCACUUCAGAUAUGGAGCGUCGGGCCAAGGCUACGUGCCCGCGCCCCAGCCCCUGAAGCCUGGUGAGAUCCCCCCAGAAGCGUUCAUUAUCCCGGGAUCGCCCGCCAUCAUCUCCAUUCGCCAUGACGCCGGACCAGUGGAUGACAAGGGAGACUUCAUCAGCUUUGGCAAGAAAGAUGAGGCUAAGAAGAAAAAGAAGAAGAAGAAAGACAAGAAGGACAAGAAGGAUAAGGGCAAGGAUGACGGGGGGGACGACUAGGGGUUAAAAAUAAACAAACAAAUACAGAGCUACCAACAAACUCCCGUCCCAAUUACUGAGCCAGAUCCAAGCCAAAUGCAAACUAUCUAAAGUAUGGGAGCCUCUUCGCACCUGAAUUUUGCAUAGACGCUGUACAGUGGCCAAACCCUCAUUUGACCAAGUUUGGCUCCCUACACUAUGUGAACAAAUCCUACUCGGCUCAUUUGGCCCCGUCUUUGUCCCUCAAAUGUUUUCAGGUAACUAUAUAAAAUGGUUGGACCAAAUUCAAACAGAAAGGAUAAUAUUGGAUGAGAAGAGCCUUUCUGUGAUUGUGCUGCCCCUUUGU
This is a messenger RNA of Boleophthalmus pectinirostris (great blue-spotted mudskipper), 3331 nucleotides long. RefSeq names its product protocadherin 2 alpha c (gene pcdh2a39). Bases 1 to 3006 code for a protein of 1001 amino acids. The transcript is spliced from 4 exons. The record is from RefSeq and is a predicted model, not a curated record. Gene Ontology annotation, biological process: homophilic cell-cell adhesion. Gene Ontology annotation, molecular function: calcium ion binding. NCBI's taxonomy places the organism in Eukaryota, Metazoa, Chordata, Actinopteri, Gobiiformes, Gobiidae. Gene Ontology annotation, cellular component: plasma membrane.